AUGCUGGCUCGAUCGUUAGUCCAAAACUACGUGCCUUACGAGGUGCGUAACUACGUCUCCUAUGAGUUGCGCUGCUUCGUUAGACGCUCCUUCGAUGAUUACUUAUCCUCUCAAAUGACAAUAACCAUCGAAGAAUUUGAAGGGAUGGUUCACAAUGAACUCUUUGAGUCCGCAAAGGCCUAUCUAGCCACCAAGAUCUCUCCUUCUAACAAAAGAAUCAAAGUGAGUAAACAUGAGAAAGAGAAAAACUACAACGUCGCCGUGGAACGUGACGAGGAAGUUAUGGACGCUUUCAAUGGCAUCCAGUUCCGGUGGGUUCUCUGUUGCCGCCAUGGUUACUACUCAGGCACAUGGACCUCUAUCACUCUCGACCAUCCUUCUACCUUCAAGACACUAGCAAUGGAUCCAGAUGUCAAGAGAGAUGUGAUGGAAGAUCUAGACAAAUUCAUGAAGCGGAGCGACUACUAUAAAAGGGUUGGUAAAGCUUGGAAGAGAGGAUACUUGUUGUAUGGUCCACCAGGCACAGGGAAGUCAAGCAUGAUCGCAGCCAUGGCCAAUCAUCUCCACUACGAUAUUUAUGACUUGGACUUGACUGCGGUUCAACAAGAAACAACAAGGCCAGGUCGUAUGGAUAUGCACAUUCACUUGUCGUACUGCACGCCGAGUAUUUUCAAGGCUCUUGCUUCGAACUAUCUAGACAUCAAAGAGCAUCGCCUUUUCAGCGAGAUCGAGAAAGGUAUUGAGGCGACAAAAGUUACUCCAGCAGAUGUGGCUGAACAGCUUAUGAGGAAUGACAAUACUGAUAAGAUUCUUGAGGGUUUGAUUGAGUUCUUGGAAUCCAAGAAGAUCAAGAACGAACAAAAUAAUGCCGAAACGGAGGAGCAUAACAAGGGCGAAGGCUUGGAGAACAAGAAAAAGACCAACAAGGGAAAAGAUUCGGAGGCCAAGAAAAAACGAAGAGGUUGA
Molecule: messenger RNA, 966 nt
Organism: Thlaspi arvense
Lineage: Eukaryota; Viridiplantae; Streptophyta; Magnoliopsida; Brassicales; Brassicaceae
Source: the annotation of a GenBank genome assembly